AUGCCACAAUUCGCCUUUCCGUGUGCGUAUUUGAGAAACAAGGAAGAGCUGCUGACAGGCCCCCUCUCCGUGAGUCCAAACAGUGGUGCUGCUGCUGCGGUCCCUUCAGGGUUCACUGAGUACCUCUUCAGUGGUGUGAAUGAGGGAAAUAUGGCAGACCACACCCCACCUCUGGAGUCCGGCCAGAUCCUCAGCCCUGAACUGCCCAUCCUGGCCUCCCCCCCGCCCCCAGCCAUGGUCAACGGGGAGGGCCCACAGCAGGUAAUCCUGGUGCAGGUAAACCCAGGCGAAUCCUUCACCAUACGACGAGAAGAUGGUCAGUUUCAGUGUAUCCCAGGUCCUGCUCAGGUUCCCAUGAUGUCUCCAAACGGUUCAGUGCCUCCAAUCUAUGUGCCUCCUGGAUAUGUUUCGCAAAUCAUCGAAGAAAACGGGGUGCGGCGGGUCCUGGUUUUACCUCAGCAGCCAGAGUUCCACCCCGGGGGCCCUUCCCCUUUGCACCAUGCCCCUCCUCCGCCUCACGCCCACCUGCCUACGUUCAUCCCGCACCCCGCCAUGAUGCCCCCGCCGCCUCACCUCUACCCGGGCAUGGCGGGUGGCGUCGGCGACAUGAGCUCCCAGUACAUCUCCCAGUACAACCCCUCCCACAUCUACUCAGAGCAGGUCUCUGGCGAUUCCCACUCGCAACAUGGCCGCCCACCCUUUGUUAACAGGGACGACAGAACCAGUAAAACAUACGAGCGACUCCAGAAGAAGCUCAGGGACCGUCAGGGAGGCGGGGGGCCAGUGAAGGACAGCCCCCCGCCCUCGCCCCACAAGAGCUGCAGCAGCCCCUCCACUCUGGACAUCCACAACGGAGUCAGCGGCAAGUGUGUAGAGACCGAGCCAGGACAUGCCAGCCACGGCGGCCCAGACGCACAGAUGGGCCCCGGCAAGAACGGAGAUUCAGCAGAGCUGGAUGAAGAGGCGAAGGCCCUGCUCGCUCUUCUAAGUACCAUCAGUAAACCAAUGGUGUCGGACAUUCAGGCCAGAGAAGCAGUGGUAAACUGGAGUGCCCCCUCCAAAGCAGAAGGCGAGACGGGGAGCGGAAAGGCGGAGGAGGAGCCUGCUGUUCCAGAGGCUCUUAGCUAUGAAGUGUGCAUCUCCUUCAGCGGGAAGGACGGGAAGUACAAGACCGUGUACUGUGGCGAAGAUUUAAGUGCAACUUUAGAAGACCUUCGCCCGGCAACAGACUACCACGUCAGAGUCCAGGCCAUUUCUAACUGUUUACGUGGAAGCGCUUCGGAGGCGGCCAGCUUCACCACACUCACCUGCGAGCCUGAGCCCCCCAACCCUCCACGGAAGGCCAGUGGGACCAAGAACACCCUGGUGCUGCAGUGGAAGGCUCCAUGUGACAACGGUUCCAAAAUCCAAAACUACAUUCUUCAGUGGGACGAGGGAAAAGGCUCCGGCACGUUCGAGCAGUGCUACUACGGCCCGCAGAAGCAGUACCGAGUCACCAAGCUCUCCCCGGCGUCGCGAUACUCCUUCCGCCUCGCAGCCAAAAACGACAUGGGCGAGAGUGAGUUCAGUGAGGUGGUGGACGUGUUCACCUCUUGCUCCGUGCCCUUGCCGCCCUUCCCCCCUGAGUUGGAGAAGGCCGGGGUCACCUGGCUCUGUCUCAAGUGGCAGCGGCCGCAGAGCUCCCCGAAGGAGGACGACAUCUACUACAUCCUGGAGAUGGAUGAGGAAGGCUCGGGCUAUGGUUUCCAGCCAAGCUACGAUGGCGACGAGCUCUCCUGCACCGUCAAGAACCUCCACCGAAGCACCAAGUACAAGUUUCGGGUGGCGGCGUACAACUCUGAGGGCAAAAGUAACCCCAGUCAGGUGGUUGAGUUUCUCACCAAGCCAGACGCCCCGGGCUGCCCCACCAGACCGGCCAUUAGGGGCAGAGCGCAGCCACAGAGCUUCAAACUGGCCUGGGAACCGCCAAAAGAUAGCGGCGGCGCAGAGGUGACAAAGUAUGUGGUGGAGCUGUCCGAAGGCCUAAGUGGCGUGUCGUGGGAGCUGGUGUACUCUGGCCCCUCCCCAGAGCACGUGUGCGAGGGCCUGAAGCCAGGCACUUCUUACCAGAGCCGGGUCUACUGCAUGAGCGAGGGGGGGCAGAGUCCGUUAGUUUGA
Molecule: messenger RNA, 2157 nt
Organism: Knipowitschia caucasica
Lineage: Eukaryota; Metazoa; Chordata; Actinopteri; Gobiiformes; Gobiidae
Source: the annotation of a GenBank genome assembly